Perca flavescens (yellow perch) is the source of this 1256-nucleotide messenger RNA. RefSeq names its product chromosome 9 C1orf210 homolog (gene c9h1orf210). The coding region runs from base 84 to 542 and encodes 152 amino acids. The record is from RefSeq and is a predicted model, not a curated record. The transcript has 3 exons. NCBI's taxonomy places the organism in Eukaryota, Metazoa, Chordata, Actinopteri, Perciformes, Percidae.
CCCAAAGCAAGAGCAUCCAACAAGAAAAAAAUUGAGCCACACAGGAGAAGUCAGUCCCUAAAAGAGACUGCACAAACAGCCAGAUGGAACCAACAAUUGGAAUGCUCUCUACAGCUACACCAACAGCAACACAAAAUCACACGUUCGAUAGCCAGACAGACAAAUAUAAAUCUCACAACUGGGAGUUCCUGGUGGCCGUCCUGGUCACAGCCAUCUCCCUCUCCAUUCUCAUCGCCCUUCUGGCUAAAUGCCAGGUGGUCCGGCGUUACCUGGCCAGCUACAGGCACACACGGCUGAGAGAGACAGACAACGUCAGCCAGUGUCAACCUUCAGGCCUGGAGGGGGAAUUUGCCAUGCACAGGGGCCGUGGAAUUAACCCUCACUGCCUCCCUCCUGUGAUCGAGGAAGAUGAUGACGGCUUCAUUGAGGACAACUACAUCCCGGCCAGUGAGAGAGCGAGGGCUGAAAGAGCAGCGGAGAACAUGGAGGACAUGGAGGACACAGAGGAAGAAAUGGAUGAAAUUGAAUUUACCAUCGCUUAGAGGGACUGUCUCUACACCUCCUCGGCUGUAUAAACCCCUGAAAAUCCAAUUCCACUCCCACUUUUCCUCUAUUUUUAAGUAAAAUCCAUAUUGUCGAUGAGUAAAAAAAAAAAAAAAAAGGUUAGGAAAGCAUCAAAAUGUAAAUACCAGUGCUCAAGAGCAUCUUAAUUUCAAGACAGCACAGAAUGACUUAAUUCAAAGUGCAUUAUUAUGGCAGUAUCUCUCAAUGCAUGAUCUGUGGAUCCAUAAAAGUCUGCAUAAAAAUAUAAAUAGAAGUCAAUUUUGUCCUGGCAUUUGUCAGUAUACUAACAACGGCCAUAAUAUGUUUCUUAUUUAUAAGAUAAUCAAAGGAACCCCAUUUUGUCCUGAAACAGUACAAAUGAGUGAAAAGAGAUCAAUUGGUCUUCUGCAAAUAUAAACAUUAACUAAUCACCUUUGAUCUGUGACUGAGUUGAUUGGUUAAGUGAAUAGUUGACCGGACAACACAGAUUAUGCAAAAUAAAUAUCCCUGUAUAAUUCAGACAAAUAACCACAGUUGUGCUGAAUUUAAACAGGAACAUUUAACUUUGCACUGACAACAUGUUUGUCAGUGAAACAAGCAAAUGUGUAGAUAGAUACAGUGUGCAUGUGUGUAAAAUAUGAUUGAAGGCCUUUACUGUAAUAAAGCAGUAGCAACUGAGCAACAUGAGGCCAUUGUGAUGCUCAGAUCAACAG